Messenger RNA from Meriones unguiculatus (Mongolian gerbil), 2245 nucleotides. RefSeq names its product forkhead box I1 (gene Foxi1). The transcript is spliced from 2 exons. Gene Ontology annotation, biological process: anatomical structure morphogenesis; regulation of transcription by RNA polymerase II; cell differentiation. Gene Ontology annotation, molecular function: DNA-binding transcription factor activity, RNA polymerase II-specific; RNA polymerase II cis-regulatory region sequence-specific DNA binding. Bases 53 to 1174 code for a protein of 373 amino acids. The record is from RefSeq and is a predicted model, not a curated record. NCBI's taxonomy places the organism in Eukaryota, Metazoa, Chordata, Mammalia, Rodentia, Muridae.
CAGCUCCAGAGAGCACAGGUGCAGCAGGGGACUCCCCGAACCCAGCCCCGGCAUGAGCUCGUUCGACCUGCCAGCGCCCUCGCCACCUCGAUGCAGCCCCCAGUUCCCCAGCAUCGGCCAGGAGCCCCCCGAGAUGAACCUUUACUAUGAGAACUUCUUCCACCCCCAGGGCAUGCCCAGUCCUCAGCGGCCCUCCUCCUUCGAGGGCAGCGGCGAGUAUGGGGCCACCCCCAACCCCUACCUCUGGCUCAACGGGCCAACCAUGACCCCACCACCCUACCUGCCCGGCACUAACGCCAGCCCCUUCCUGCCCCAGGCCUAUGGCAUGCAGAGGCAGCUACUGCCCAGCGACCUAGGCUGGCUGCCCAUUCCCUCUCAGGAGGAGCUCAUGAAGCUGGUGCGCCCACCAUACUCCUACUCAGCCCUCAUUGCCAUGGCCAUCCAUGGGGCGCCUGACCAGCGCCUCACGCUGAGCCAGAUCUACCAGUACGUGGCUGACAACUUCCCCUUUUACAACAAGAGCAAGGCCGGCUGGCAGAACUCCAUCCGCCACAACCUGUCGCUCAACGACUGCUUCAAGAAGGUGCCCCGAGAUGAGGAUGACCCAGGCAAAGGGAAUUACUGGACUCUGGAUCCCAACUGUGAGAAGAUGUUUGACAAUGGAAACUUCCGCAGGAAGAGAAAGAGAAAAUCAGAUUCGUCUGCCAGCACGGGCUCCUUAGCUUCAGAGAAAACAGAGAACAGUCUCCUGGCAGGCAGCCCCAAGCCCACAGAGCCUCAGGACAUCUUAGAGACUGCCUCUCCCCCUGACACCACCACCAGCUCCCCAGAGAAGCGGUCCUCCCCUGCCCCCUCAGGCACCCCGUGCCUCAACAACUUCCUCUCCACCAUGACAGCCUACGUGAGUGGGACAAACCCCAUGAGCCGCUCAGUGGCCACGCCAGGACUGAGCCCGGAGCCUACUGACAAGAUGGGGCAGAACUCACUGGGUUUCAACUCCUAUACCCCCCUCACCAACCUCAGUAGCCACGGGAGUGGGGGUGAAUGGGCCAACCCAGUACCCACUAAUGCUCUGGGCUAUGGAAGCUCUGUCCUCAAUCAGUUCAGCCCACAUUUCUACAAUAGCAUUAACACCAACAGUGUCCUCUUCCCCAGGGAAGGCACUGAAGUCUAGGGACCCAACAGCUUCUGGCCCACAGAGCUGUCUGAGGGGAAAGCAAUGGAGGUCCUUCAGACCAGACCCUCCAUUACCCCAGGGUCUGUGACAUUUGAACUUCCCAGAUAGCACAGGAAGAAUCUGUGUUCUUUCCAGAACACCGUUCUAUGUUCUGAUUCUCACAUCUGAAUCUACACAGAUUCGAUAACUGCUGUGGACAUGCCAGCAACAGCAUGCCAUGGACAAUGUGGCCAUUUAUUGAGCACUUACUAUGUGCUGGGUCCUGUCAUGGGCUUUUUAAUGACAUGGUUACUUUAUGUAUAGCCAUCCUUCGAAGUCCACACAAACUUCCCCAUUUGACAGUUCAUGGCAUUAAGGCCUGAGAAAGUUGUCAGUUUUUCCAGGGUCAUGAAAAUGGCAGUGAAAGAUGUCAAAGCCGAGGUUGGGUUACCCUCAAGGACUGGAUCAGAGGAGGCAGGGAUGGAUGGACUGGUUGUGAGGGUCCACACGUAAGAAGCUGGUUAUGGCAAAUGCAUGCACACUUCCCCCCUGCCUUCUGGUUCCCCAUCAGCAUUCAGCGCCAGCAUGGGCAUGACUCAGCCCCACCCCUCCCUUUUCUUCUUGCCCCAGCUUACCUAUAGGCAUUCCUUUAGCCACCGCUCAAGAGGGGGAACUAACCGGAUGCCCAGCCCAAGUACCCCUGUGGGACAGUACCUCUAGCAGGUGCAAUACCUUGCUAGCCUCCUUGAGCAGAGCCAGAGGUUAGAGAGUGAUAUGCACCCCUAAGUCCCCACCCCGCACUGUUCACCCACAAACUCUCAUAAACCCUAGCUUCCUGUGUGUGUGUGUCAUGGACCAGUGAACAAGAUGUGGCUCAGGCUUCCAAGAGAAACAAGUCCAAAUAAGCAGAAUAAGCAUGUCCUUUUUUUAUAGCCUUGGAGAGGUGGAUACCUGUCUGGGGAAACAAUGGCCUCGAAGGAGGGGUCCUCUGCCUGCCCUCAGAGGGCAGAGCAGCAGGGAACACAGCCUCUGGCUCUACUCUUUCUUGUUUUGCGAUUUACUUUAUAUGUGAUGUCUUAUCACAGCAAC